AUGUACAACAUUCCUGAUAACGUCAAAGGCGCGGUAGAAUUCGACCCAUGGUUGAAACCCUUUGCCGAUGUACUUUCCGAGAGAAGAUAUUUAGCUGACAAGUGGUCCUACGAUAUCACUCAUGCCACCCCUGAUGGUUCGUAUCAGUCGCUGAGUAAGUUUGCCAGAGAUUCAUACAAGUCAUACGGAUUGCAUGCCAACCCGAAAACCAAAGAAAUCACAUAUAAAGAAUGGGCACCGAACGCUAAACGUGCAUUUCUAGUAGGAGAUUUCAAUAAUUGGGACACUACUUCUCAUGAACUUAAGGGCAAGGAUGAAUUCGGAAAUUUCACCAUCACCCUCCCCCCCUUGUCCAAUGGUGAUUUUGCUAUUCCUCAUGAUUCUAAGAUUAAAGUCUUGUUCAUCCUACCUGAUGGCACUCAGAUCUUCCGUUUACCUGCAUGGAUUACAAGAGCCACUCAGCCUACGAAGAACACUUCCAAGGAAUUCGGGCCUGCUUAUGAAGGUAGAUUCUGGAAUCCUGAAACCUCUUACAAAUUUGUAAAUCCAAGACCAAAUUUCAAUGAAUCUGCAGAUUCUCUAAGAAUUUAUGAAGCACAUGUCGGUAUUUCAAGUCCCGAACCAAAGGUUACUACCUAUAAAGAAUUCACUGAGAAGGUUUUGCCCAGGAUUAAAUAUCUUGGCUACGAUGCCAUUCAGCUUAUGGCUAUUAUGGAGCAUGCGUACUAUGCAUCAUUUGGUUACCAAGUGACCAAUUUUUUUGCGGCAAGCUCUCGUUUUGGUACCCCUGAAGAACUAAAGGAACUGGUAGAUACCGCACAUGGCAUGGGUAUCGUAGUUCUAUUGGAUGUGGUUCAUAGUCAUGCGUCUAAAAAUGUUGAAGAUGGGUUGAACAUGUUUGAUGGAUCUGAUCAUCAAUACUUUCAUUCUAUAAGCUCUGGUAGAGGUGAACAUCCGUUGUGGGAUUCACGUCUGUUUAAUUAUGGAAAAUUUGAAGUACAGCGGUUCUUAUUAGCAAACCUGGCUUUUUAUAUUGACAUUUAUCAGUUUGAUGGGUUCAGGUUUGAUGGUGUCACUUCAAUGCUAUAUGUCCACCAUGGUGUUGGUGAAGGCGGUUCCUUUAGUGGUGAUUAUAACGAAUAUCUUUCUCGUGACAGAUCCUUUGUAGACCAUGAGGCUCUAUCCUAUUUGAUGUUGGCCAAUGAUUUGGUUCAUGAAUUGCUCCCUCAGUUGGCUGUCACUAUUGCAGAAGAUGUCUCUGGUUAUCCAACUCUAUGUUUACCUCGUUCCAUUGGUGGUACUGGUUUCGACUAUAGACUUGCUAUGGCUUUACCUGAUAUGUGGAUCAAGUUGAUCAAGGAGAAAAAAGAUGACGAAUGGGGGAUGGGCAACAUUGUAUACACUUUGACUAAUAGACGUUAUGGUGAAAAAGUUGUUGCUUAUUGUGAAUCCCACGACCAAGCUCUGGUUGGUGAUAAGACUUUAGCGUUUUGGCUGAUGGAUGCCGCAAUGUAUACCGACAUGACAGUAUUAAAAGAGCCUUCCAUCGUUAUUGAUCGUGGUAUUGCUCUACAUAAGAUGAUUAGGCUGAUCACCCACUCAUUAGGAGGUGAAGCUUAUUUGAAUUUUGAAGGUAAUGAGUUCGGUCAUCCAGAAUGGUUGGAUUUCCCUAAUGCCAACAAUGGUGAUAGCUAUAAAUAUGCCCGUCGACAAUUCAAUCUGGCUGAUGAUCCUUUGUUACGUUACCAGAAUUUGAAUGAGUUUGAUAGAUCGAUGCAGUUAUGCGAAAAAAAGCACAAGUGGUUGAACACAAAACAAGCAUAUGUUUCUUUAAAACAUGAAGGCGACAAAAUGAUCGUAUUUGAAAGAAAUAAUCUAUUGUUUAUUUUUAACUUCCAUCCCACAAAUAGUUACAGCGAUUAUAGAGUUGGUGUUGAAAAAGCUGGUACUUAUCACAUCGUAUUGAACUCAGAUCGUGCUGAAUUUGGCGGACAUAACAGAAUCGACGAAAGUUCUGAAUUCUUUACCACUGACUUGGAAUGGAACAAUAGGAAAAAUUUCCUCCAAGUCUAUAUUCCUAGUAGAGUUGCUUUGGUUCUUGCUUUAAAAGAAUAA
Molecule: messenger RNA, 2115 nt
Organism: Saccharomyces kudriavzevii IFO 1802
Lineage: Eukaryota; Fungi; Ascomycota; Saccharomycetes; Saccharomycetales; Saccharomycetaceae
Gene: GLC3
Product: 1,4-alpha-glucan branching enzyme
Exons: 1
Coding region: 1-2115 (704 amino acids)
Biological process (GO): glycogen biosynthetic process
Cellular component (GO): cytoplasm
Molecular function (GO): 1,4-alpha-glucan branching enzyme activity; cation binding; hydrolase activity, hydrolyzing O-glycosyl compounds
Source: RefSeq, a predicted model, not a curated record